UCCGGCGCUGAGGGUUGAGCAGGAGGAGCCCGGAGCAGUCAGGGCGGCCGUCCUGCUCGGUGCCCGCCACCCCGCGCGCCGCCCGCACUAUGGCCGCCCCGCCGCAGCUGCGGACUCUGCUCCUUGCGAUCAACGCACUGUUGCGCAAGCGCCGCUACCACGCAGCGUUGUCCAUGCUUAAGGGCUUCCGGAACGGGGCUGUCUAUGGAGUCAAAAUCCGGGCCCCUCACGCACUGGUCAUGACCUUUCUCUUCCGGAGUGGCAGCCUCCGGGAGAAGCUGUGGGCUAUCCUGCAGGCCACGUACACUCACUCCCGGAACCUGGCCAGCUUUGUGUUCACUUACAAGGGUCUCUGCGCCCUGCAGUCCCACCUCCAGGGCGAGACCUACCAGGUGCACUCAUUCGUGGCUGCCUUCCUUGGGGGCGUCCUGGUGUUUGGAAACAACAGUAGCAUCAACAGCCAGAUCAACAUGUACCUGAUGUCACGCCUCCUGUUUGCCCUGUGCCGCCUGGGCGUGGGGAAGGGCUACAUCCCUGAGCCCAGGUGGGACCCGUUCCCGUUGUUCACCGGGCUACUGUGGGGGCUGGUCCUGUGGCUCUUCGAGUACCACCGGCCCACGCUGCAGCCCUCUCUGCAGUCCUCCAUGACCUACCUGUACGAGGACAGCAACGUGUGGCACGACCUCUCGGACUUCCUCAUCUACAGCAAGAGGCGCCCCUCCGAGUAACUUGGCCCCAAGGUGCUCAUGGAGGCUCCCGCACCCAAGUCACCUCCGGCGGGCUCAGCUCGAGAUUGGCUCCAUCAGCGAAUCAUCCCAGGGGAUCCGGCCUUUUCAAGACCCGGGGUGCGAAUCAUCCCAGGGGAUCCGGCCUUUUCAAGACCCGGGGUCUCAGACUCUUUUAUUAGCCCGGGGUUCCAUUUGCCGAAGUGAAAGCACUGAUUUUCAGACCCCAUUAGGUACUCUUGAAUGGUGGAACGAGCCGCCAGAUCAGGCUGAGGAGCCUUGGGCGCGGUGACAGCUGUGCCGCUGACUCUGUGAGACCAGGGAAAGUCACACCCCACCCUGGGCCUCAGGGGUCAUCGCACUCAGAGGAGGGCCCUGAAGUCUCUUUCUGGUGGGUAUGUUUUCCGACCGUUCUUCUGGAACAGAGGGCUCCUGGCUGGUGGGCAGUGGGUUGCAAAUGCGUUUUUAGAAAAUAUUCAGUUCCUCGUCUUAGGUGUUCUACUGGAGAAGCUCUAGCGUUUCCACUGUCCAAUAGAAACACGAUGUGAGUCAUAGACGUGAUUGAAAUUUUUUUAGUAGCCACAUUUUUUAAAAAGUGGAGGAAAUUCCCUGGCGGUCCAGUGGUUAGGACCCCGAGCUUUCACUGCCGAGGGCACGGGUUCAAUCCCUGGUUGGGGAACUAAGAUCCCACAAGUCGUGGGGUGUGGCCAAAAAAAAAAAAAGGUGGGGAGGAAAGAAGCAGGUGAGAUAAACCUUGAUCAUAUCUUUUAACCCAGUAUUUCUAAAAUAUUAUCAUUUUAACAUGUAAUAAAUAUAAAAGUUACUGAGAUAUUUUACAUUCUUUUUUCUUGUAGUAAGUCAUCAAAAUCAGGUGUGUGUUUUACACUUACAGCAUUUCUCAAUUUCAACCAGCCGCAUUUCAAGUGCUUAUUAGUAGCCACAUGUGGCUACUGGCUACUGUUUUGGAUAGCACAGAUAUAGUAUACCCUCGCAGAAAAUUCUAGUGGACAGUGCAGAUAUAGAGCUAGAAGACGUGGGUUUGAGUCCCCACUCCACCACUGUGUAACCUUGGGGAAGGUUCUUCUCAGAGGCUCAGUUUCUAGUAAAAUGAGGAUAAUCAUAGUAAUACCUGGUGUCCACAUUGGACUUGUGUAACUACAACAGCUGCUUCUACUAAUUACAUCCAUGUAGUGAGCUCCUACUUCCUCUUGGGUGCUUUGCACUAAUUAUUUUUAAUCCAUUCAAAGACCUUGCAGGUAUGUAUUUGGAUCUCCAUUUCACAGAUGUGGAAACUGAGAAUCAGAGAAGAGAAGUAACUUGCCCAAGGUAAUACAACUAAUAGUAUGACAGCCAAACCAGGGUUUGAACCCAGAUCUAUGUGAUUUCAAAGCUCAUGUUUUUUUCAGUGCCUUACUUUAAAUUUAGAAACCUACACUAUGCUAUGCAAAUGUUAGCUAGUUAUAGGGGUGCAAACUCAAAUGCCUAUAGGGGCCUGGCAAGUGGCAUAAAUGAUAAUGUUCUGGGUGCUAUGCAUUUGGGAGUGACAGGGACGUGGGGAACUGGAGACUCGUGUGCCAGACUGAUUUUUGAAAACCACCAAGCUGGACAGAUCAAACAGGUCUCCAGGAGAUUUGGUCCAUGGACAACCAAUUUGAAUAGGCAUACUUUAAUCUCUUUUUAUAUUUUGAAAAUUACGGACUUCCCUGGUGGCUCAGUGGUUAAGAAUCCGCCUGCCAAUGCAGGGGACACAGGUUCGAGCCCUGGUCCAGGAAGAUCCCACAUG
This is a messenger RNA of Balaenoptera musculus (blue whale), 2508 nucleotides long. It is a transcript of the gene PXMP4, whose product is annotated as peroxisomal membrane protein 4. NCBI's taxonomy places the organism in Eukaryota, Metazoa, Chordata, Mammalia, Artiodactyla, Balaenopteridae. The record is from RefSeq and is a predicted model, not a curated record. The transcript is spliced from 4 exons. Gene Ontology annotation, cellular component: peroxisomal membrane. The coding region runs from base 90 to 728 and encodes 212 amino acids.